Messenger RNA from Aspergillus ochraceoroseus IBT 24754, 204 nucleotides. RefSeq lists its product as uncharacterized. The transcript has a single exon. NCBI's taxonomy places the organism in Eukaryota, Fungi, Ascomycota, Eurotiomycetes, Eurotiales, Aspergillaceae. The annotation marks the transcript as partial. The record is from RefSeq and is a predicted model, not a curated record.
GUCUCUCAAGACCGGCAUGAGAUAUACAUCACAUUUACAAAAUUUGAUGACAAGUAUUUGGCAUAUCGCAGGGGAAAUAUCUUAGAUCACUCAAUUCCAUCCUUCCUAAGAAUGAAGGAAUUCGGGCCGUGGAAUACAUUUAACAGGAAACAUAUCACUGAUGUAAGUGCAAUUUCAUCUGCAAUUACAAUGCGUACAUGGUAA